Molecule: messenger RNA, 6664 nt
Organism: Pomacea canaliculata
Lineage: Eukaryota; Metazoa; Mollusca; Gastropoda; Architaenioglossa; Ampullariidae
Product: ARF GTPase-activating protein GIT2-like
Exons: 20
Coding region: 419-2713 (764 amino acids)
Biological process (GO): regulation of ARF protein signal transduction; brain development
Molecular function (GO): GTPase activator activity; protein binding
Source: RefSeq, a predicted model, not a curated record
GACACCUAUGAUUUACGACACAGUCCAGGAACUCCGCAAAAAUUUGUAGCAAAGGAUAAGCUAGAAAGCAGCGAUGAGGAGGAAAUAUUUCGGUUUUGCAGAACUCUGCAGCUGUUUAGAAGCUGGCAGUCAUUGCAGCCUAAGUGUUCAAGGGUACAUAUGGCGUUUUAUCUGACGUUUUCGAUGUAACCUCGUUGUAGUUUACCCAAAACAUAUUUACCUUGUCUGAGCAAUUUCGUGCGAGUUCACAGGCCGGGGCGGAAUCCCCGCAGACAGUUGAACUCAGCCUGAGAUCGAAUUACCGGAUUUAGAUACGGCCUUAGUGAAGAUAUCUGAAGCUCAGUUCUAACAGAGCUGGAUAAUGCUAAACGUUGCCGGCUGAACUGGUACAGAUUGGUGAUUUCAAGCAGACGCCACCAUGACAAUGUCAAGAGGAAGUGUUCGACCCCCACCCGUUUGUGCAGAUUGUUCAGCUCCAGAUCCUACAUGGGCAUCAAUCAACCGGGGGGUGUUGAUAUGUGAUGAGUGCUGCAGUGUUCACCGCAGUCUUGGUCGACAUAUAUCUAUGGUGAAGUCCCUCAAGAAAGGGCAAUGGUGUCCUAGUCAGCAUACUAUGGUAUAUUUGCUUGCUACAAAUGGUGCCAACAACAUUUGGGAACACACUUUGCUUGAUCCAUCUCAAAACAGACAUGGACGACGCAAGCCAGGAGCCAGGGAUCCAUUGCAUCCAAACAAAUCGGAUUUCAUUCGUGCCAAAUAUCAGUUUCUUUCCUUUGUCAACAAACAAAAAGACAGUGAUGCGAGCUCUCUGGAUGAUGUCAGUAAGGAGCUUCAUUCAAGCGUCCGAACAAAUAAUGUUGAAACUUGUCUUCGUCUUCUCUCUAAAGGGGCCAAUCCAAAUUAUUUUCACAGGGAGAAAGGCAAUUGUCCAAUGCAUGUGGCAGCUCAGGCAGGACAGACAGCACAGGUUGAGCUGCUUGCUGUUUAUGGGGCUGACCCUGGGGCAAGAGAUGCCAAUGGUCGAACUCCUAUUGAUUACGCAAAGGCCGAGGGCUAUACAGAUUUAGCUGACAGGUUGCUGGAACUCCAGUAUGAACUGACAGAUCGCCUUACUUUCUACAUCUGUGGCAGAAAACCAGAUCACAGAAGUGGACAGCAUUUCAAGAUUCCUGAACUUGGAGAUACAAACACAGACCUCUCAGAGUUGGCCAAACAGGCAAAGAAGAAGCUGCAGGAUCUUCCAAAUCACUUGUUUGAGGAGCUGGCUAUGGAUGUGUACGAUGAGGUGGACAGACGAGAGAAUGACUCCAUAUGGUUAUCAACCCAUGACCACACUUCCAUUGUAAGUGAGAGACUGACUGUGCCCCAUUUACCAGUAAAUCCAGAGCUUUCUACAACACGCAAUCAGGGAAGGCAAAAGCUAGCCCGAUUCAACGCACGGGAAUUUGCCACUCUAGUGUUUGACAUUCUGAAUGAUGCACGUAGAAGACAAACAGGAAUCAUGUCACCAAUACAGACGCCAAAGGAACCAGACAAGCUGGCAGGAAUGACACUUCUACAGCGACCCAUUUCAAAAACUGUCAGUGCGCUAAGUGAUGACGAGCCCCUGUAUGACAGUGUGGCUUCUGAUGAAGACUACAGCAGUAUUGACACACAGAGUAUGCGUAGUAUUAACAUGGAGAUGAAGGGUGACAUCACAGCCGAGAGCAUGGUGCCAGAUCAUAUGGAAGGACCUGUCACAACAGAAGAGUUCAUGUCAGUGCGACGAGCGCUGGCUGAAUCACAGGCCAAGAUACAGCAGCUGGUGCAGGUCAAGUCAGACUUGGAGAAGCAUUUGUCAGAAAUGCACAACAAGAUGGAAUCACUUAUCAUGGAGAACAAGACUCUGCGCAAUCACCGAUCAAGUGCUGCACAAGAAAAUCACCUCCCCAACGGUCUGGACUCUGAGCAGCUGGACUUAGAUUCGGAUAUGAACCACGUACGACAACAAUCUCGUCGACCUGGCAGGCCUUCCUCCAUGAUAGAGAUGAGGGAUUCCAGCAGGCAUUUUGUUCACUCUAUUCCUGGGUCUGGUGGCCAAAUGUCAGCUGCAUUAUCAGUCUCUAGCAUCCCAUUUUCUGGUCCAGGACAGGGCUUGUCAGUAAAGGAGGUGGAAGAACCUGAUGGUGUGUAUGACACCCCAAGUGGCAUUCCUGUUUCACAGGCUCCAUAUGACCCAGAAAGUGACAGACGUGUUCAGGAGGUACUCUCAGCCAUAAGAGAAUCGUCAGAAAGCGAAGGUCGUGAUUCUGUGUCAUCACAAGGUGCAACUGGAGAUCUCAGUGAUGAUCCAACAAUGCCCACUCAGGCUGAGGUGGUGAAGAAAACUGAAAAAGUGACCAAAAAAAUUCAGGAACUAUUGCAGACAGCUCAGCAAUUGCAGAGUGCACAAGAAGGGAACCACAACAGUUUUGCACCGUGCUCGGAAAGGAUAUAUGUGGCCGUAACUGAUAUGGCUGCUCUAUUUCCAAAAAGGAUUGAGUCGCGGCGGGUGCAAGAAGCCCUGAACCAGUUGACCACCAGUGCUCUUAGGCUCAGGGAUGAAUGCAAGGACUGGCCUCCCACACCUGAAGAAGAACCUCACCCAGACUUCCGCCUGAAGACUCAGCAGGUCAUUCAGUAUGCAUACGACAUCGCCAAGGCUGCCAAAAAUUUGGUGACACUUUUCCAGUGACAUGGCACUGGAGAGGUAGGCUCACUGAAGAAACCUGAUAUGAUUCAGUAUUGAAAGGAAGGGAAUGUGACCCCACAACCACCCCCAUACCCCACUCCAGUGUCAAUUGUUGGGUUGGUUCCUGUGCUUGGUUUUUGAAGGAUAUCAGAUUUUGGUAGUUCUGUGGUUUCCUGGCACAGACAAUUUUCAAAAUGAUUCAAAGGGAAAAGAAACUGGUAGACCUGAUGUUCUCUUCAUUGGUUGAUACAAAGCAAGAUUUUUCAGGACAGAUCCAGACAUUGCUUCACUUGUUGUUUUCCACUGUCUUCUGAUACUCUGUUCUAUGGACAGCCAGCACUGUUAUACAUUUCUGAUGGGCCUGGAUGCAGAAAGAAUCAUCAGAAUGGAUGGUCAGGAUGCUCAAGAGGAAACCUCAGGAGAAAUUACUGAACCAUUCAAAAAAAAAAGUGUGUGUGAAGAGUUUAGCAUACACACAAUACAAGUUAGUGUCCAUUUGUGAAAAGGUUUUAUCUGAAUAUAGCCCUUAAUUGCAAAAUCAUUGACAGCAGCUGACAGAUGGAAGCUGGAGAGUUAAAUUAAUGGUUUAUUCUUGAUAGUGAAUUGGAAAUUAUGAUUGUGCUUUUCCCGACUUUGGUUAAUUGACUGCCAGAUUGAUACUCAGGUUCUGCUGGCAGAAUGAUUUCUGUGUCCCCCACUGUAGAGUAUUGACUUAUAGCCUGGACAAUCAGGUAAACGUGGAACAUUCUCCAGCAGGUCAGUGACAAGUGUGGAAAUGACUAUGGAAGUUGCUGAGUAUGUCAUGAGGAAUAAAAAUUGUAUAUACAUUGGAUUCUCCAGUUUUAAAAAAUUAAUUAAAAAAGCUAAAUACCAGGUAAUGUCACAGACAAUGAAUUCAUGACUUCUCUGCUGAAGUUUGAUGAACAAAUGGACCUGAUGGUAAGCAGAGGGAAGACAAGCCAUUUUUGGUAAUGUUUUAAUUUAUUCUACAAGCAUAAAGACUGGAACCUGUAUUACAAGGAUCAUUUAAUACUGUCUCAUGUAAAUUUUCAAGAUAAAUUGAAAACGUAUAAUGUUCAUGCCGUUGACACUUUCAUGGACAAAAUUCUGGUAAUUGAGAAUAGUUUAAAAUGAAAUGUUUUGCAUUGUUGCAGAGGAGUCCUAAGAAAGUGAAACAUGAAAUGCAAACCGGUCUUACAAAGUGUGCAUUUAAAAAAGCUGUUAUCCAAAAUAAAUCACAUUUGAAAAACUUUACUUCAGUGACAAUGAAUCAUAUUUUACAUCCUAAAGUUGAACACAUCAUUGAUAAUAGGACUCGGCAAGUUUUGGAUGUGUUGUGAUUGAUAUUUGUUCAUACUGGUUUAUAUUUUUUCCGUUUAAAAUAAAUAUGUGGAGCUUAGAAAGUGAAAAGCCUACAUCAAGUGACACAUUUUUUCUGUUUUUCUACAUCUGUAUGCAUAUCCAACAGCACAUGCGCCGUUGCACAUGUGCAUAUGCAUCCGUAAACUCAUUUAGUGUCAUCUGUUUUGUCCCCUAAUGGGAUUUUGAAGAUUGUCAGCAUGUGCAUGCAGGUGGGUGAAAGAGUGUGUGUAUAUGUAUGUGUGUGCAUUGAUAUCUGCUUGUAUGUAGUCACAAAUAAGGUUAACAUUUUGAAGGUGUAAUUGUGUAGCAUGCAUACUAAAAUGAUAACAAUGUAUCGUUACACCAUUAGCUGCAGUAUUCAUAUAAUUGUCGUUUUGUUGCCUGUUGUCUACUUCAUCAGAACUAACAUCUGCAUGAUCUUCAAGUUUAUCAGUAUGCAGAAAGUCUACUUUGUUAUAUUUGUUUCUUUUGUUGAGUCCACUUGAACUCACUGGAUACUUGUUUACAGCAUGCUAGAGGUCACUAUUAACCUUAGGUGAUAUCCAGGGUCAACCUGCUAAUGAUUUGCAUUCACUUACAUGGUAACAAGAUUUAACUAAAGUUCUGGGGUUAAAUUCACAGGACAUUCACCAAUAAGUUUCAAUGCAGUAGGUUUCAGUGGUUCUCUUCAGAGUGAUCACUAGGAGAACUUGCACAUGCUUAGUAUAAAAAAUGCAGGGCUUGAACCCAUCUUGGUCACUGUAACAUAAAGAGGUCAAGGGUCAAGCUUAGUUUGCGGCAGGUAGAUUGUGGCAAGGAGCAUAGCCAACAGGGAACCCUUAAUGAAGCUAUAACCUGUAGACUUGAUUGACAGUUUUUAGAGCUCAUUUGACCUCAUUAUGUUUUUUGUUCUAGAGUUUUUUGGCACCAUUUCGUUUACUUACAUUGAGUUUUCCUGUUUUUGGUAUAUAGUAGGUUUUGAUGGCCAUUUUUCACUGAACGAUUUUCAUCUUUGCAGUUUUCAUAUUUUCUUUGCAGUUUUCAUAAUUUACCAAAUUUUUCUGUUUGAAUUUGUGUUGUCUUCAUUUUAGUCCUUCCUUCAGCAGAUUGUGACCAUCAUUCUUGUCCACCAGACUAAAACAAAUGUUGCCAUUAGUUGGCUUUGGGGAAGUUGUACAAAUCUGCAUCAUAGAGGGUAGAGUAUAGAUUUAACCAAUUUUGUGCCAAGAAAAAUAAUUUGUUUUAAAUGACUGCCUGGUGCCGAUUAAAAAGAAAAAAAAGACCAACCCAGUGUAAAGGGAUUGGCUUUUGUCCACUGUCAUUCUGUAAUAAGUUUCUUUUAAAAAUGUGGAAAGAACAACUAGCUGUAACUAUCAAACAGCAAGAUAAACAGUUGUGUUAUAGAACUUUUAAAAAUUUUGAGUAAAACUUUGAUAAGUUAUUAGUGAUAUUGAGUUAACAGUUUGUGCCAUUCUAGAGUGUACUAACAUAAGGUUUUAUGUAAUCAGGUGAUGAAUAUAGAGGACACAAACACUGAGAGGCAUAUUUUAGAAGAAAUAUUGCUGAGUAUUCUGAGUAUGUGCACAAGAGGACUCUCAGUAUAAAUGCAUUAGAGGGAAAAAGCUAAAAUAAGUUCUAACAAAAAUACUUUAUUGAAAUUUCUGUGACCAUGUUAGGCAUGCUGGUUAAUACAGUUCCCAGUGUAACAGACAGGUGGGAGAAUUAGAACCAAGCACCAGCUGGUGGAGAUUUUGUUGUUCAUUUUUUUUUUUUAAUUUACUUCAUUUUUCAAAUCUGCAUUUCAGUGUCAUCCUUACACGUUUUUUUCAUUCUUGUACUCCUCUUUGCUGCCUUACUAUUCUAUGGAGUGAUUUUCUUACCUGUAUUCAUUGUACAGAGACAAAUGUUCUGUACCUAAUUUGGUAGUUUUGUUGCUGCUUUUGCUUUUAGUUUCUUUACCAAAAGAAAAAAAUGUAUUUAUUCUGCCAGAUGUGCAAUCUUUGUUCAUUGACUUCAGCUGUAGCAUAUAUGCACGCCAGCGGAGAUUGAUGGAAGAAUGAAAUUCUUUUAAUUUGACAUAAUCUUUAUAGUUUUUUGUUUGCAUGAACAAGACUUACUGCAUGAUUUCCUGGCGAUUUCUCAGAUGAAUAUUAAAACUUAUAAACUACUUACUCUUUUAGAUAUAGUGCAUGUACUGUAGAUUUUUUUUAAACAUCUACAAGGUAGUGUAUUCGUGGACUACUUACUACAAAAGAUACUUUUUUGUGCAUGCUGGUACAUCAACCAUUUAGGAGUGAUUUGGGACUUUUUUUCUGUAAAGAUCAAAACUUUCAGAAGCUUUUCAUCAUUGAUGUUUUAUUAUUAUUGUUUGCUAAGAAUGCAACCAAUGUAAGGGAACUGAAAGAGUGAAGAGAAAAAUGUGUUAAUGGUUUUCUUAUUUAUCUACACAUACCCAGAUAGAAAUGCCAUGGUCUUUGACCCAUACUUGAUAACUUUUGUACCUAAUCAUUGGCAUGACCUUGUACAUUUUCAUAACCCCAUUUAUUUUUCAUAUGUAAUAUUUCACAGUGUCCUCUAGUCUCAUCUUAAAUAAAUAUUACUCAUGACAGAUAA